Molecule: messenger RNA, 1371 nt
Organism: Glycine soja
Lineage: Eukaryota; Viridiplantae; Streptophyta; Magnoliopsida; Fabales; Fabaceae
Exons: 10
Coding region: 102-1121 (339 amino acids)
Molecular function (GO): mRNA binding
Source: RefSeq, a predicted model, not a curated record
GACAAUAAAUAAAAAAAUUUGCAGCCCAUCAACUGAACAAAACCAUUGAAAAAAAAAUAAACUAAAAUUCUAGGGCUUGUCAAGUGUGAACUUGGAAUUCCAUGGACGACAUGGCUGCCUACUACUCACAGCCCCAACCGUCGGGCCUUCUCCCUUACCAGUACUACCAACAGCCGCCUCCGCCACCUCCUCCGCCGAUGAUGGCGGUAGUGCCACCGCCCCCCGGCGCGGUUGUCCCGCCGGCGCACCACCUGCAUCCGCCUUACGUGGCUCAGCAUCAGCAGCAAGCGGUGUUCGGUUCCUACGGUGCUCCUCAAUCCUCCACCCACGAGGUUCGCACUCUCUUCGUCGCUGGCCUCCCCGAAGACGUAAAACCCCGCGAAAUCUACAACCUCUUCCGCGAAUUUCCCGGUUACGAGUCCUCGCAUCUUCGGAGUCCCUCUAAUUCGUCGCAGCCUUUUGCUUUCGCUGUGUUCGCGAGUCAGAAGUCAGCAAUCUUGGCAAUGCAUGCUCUGAAUGGACUGGUGUUUGAUCUCGAAAAGGGUUCCACUCUUUAUAUUGAUCUUGCAAAAUCAAACUCUAGAUCUAAACGCACAAGGAUAGAUGAUGAGAGGGUUGGCGCGGAUAAGAAAGCUAGAGGCCUUACACCAUCAUGGUCCACUCCUGAUUCUGCAGGUGUUGGCAGCAUUCACAUGCCAGGAAUGGGUAAUCCUGCUUUCAACACGAACACGUUUGGUUAUCCAUCUGCACAAAGUCUUGGGAAUGCUGAUGGGAGUGCCAUGAGUGACAGUCUAUUUGCGAAUCUGAAGAAGUCUUCAACACCUUACAUUCCUCAAAACUCAACCCCAUGUGCAACUUUAUUUGUAGCUAAUCUGGGGCCGUCUUGUAAUGAACAAGAGCUAAUCCAAGUGUUUUCUAGAUACCCCGGAUUCUUGAAACUGAAGAUGCAGAGCACGUAUGGAGCUCCAGUUGCAUUUGUUGAUUUCCAGGAUGUUGGUAGCUCAACUGACGCUCUAAAUAGUCUGCAAGGCACAAUUCUUCACUCCUCACAAUCUGGCGAGGGAAUGCGUUUGGAAUAUGCUAAAUCGCGAAUGGGCAUGCGGAGGAAGCCCAAUAGAUAAUAAAAAAAAAACCAACGAGAAUAUGAAUUGUUAUUUGCGGCUACAAUAGAAUGGAAGCUACCAAUGGUGUGUAUUUUAUCCACUGUAAUUUAUAUGAAAGCUACCUUUUGCAGCUUUUAAAGAUUGGUGAAUAUAUGUUAUAUUUUAUCCAAUGGUGUAAUUUAUUUCGUGUAGUUUGUAUUUGUAUAUUAUAGCUUAUUAAAAUUGAUGAUGAUAAAAGUCAACAGAGAUAGUAGCCAUUUGACAUUUU